CCACAACUUCAGCCCCAAUAGUGAUAUAGAUCCUUCGAUGAACCAGGCCUUCGUGGCGAGUCUAAGGAGUGUCUGUCCCUUGCACAACAAGUUCUCAGGUUAUGUCCUUGAGCAUUCAGCUUACCAUCAUGGUGAACAGAGUCUCAUGAGUACCAUUAUUGGAAUGGCACAAGAUUAUUAGGCAGUAACAACAUAAACCUUUUCCAACCAAAUGGUCAAUUUGGCACAUGGCACCAGGGAGGCAAACAUCAUGCAAGUGUAAGGUACAUCUAUACCCGCCUGUCUCCCAUCACAAGAUUCCUUUUUCCCAAGGAUGAUGAUAUCCUCCUUGACUACUUGAAUGAAGAUGGGCAGUCCAUUGAACCCACUUGGUACAUGCCAAUUGUACCUAUGGUUCUAGUUAAUGGAAGUGAAGGAAUUGGGACUGGGUGGAGCUCCUACAUUCCUAACUAUAACCCAAGGGACAUUGUUGCAAAUAUAAGGCGUUUGUUGAAUGGUGAACUAUGGAGGCCAUGGGUCCAUGGUACAAAGGCUUUAGGGGAUUGAUUGAGAAAACUGCAACAAAGGAAGCUGGGUCCAGCUACACUGUUAGUGGGAUCAUUGAGGAAAUUAAUGAGACAACACUCAGAAUUAUAGAGUUACCUAUCCGUAGAUGGACUCAGGAUUACGAGGAGUUCUUGGUGUCAAUAAUGACGGGGAGUGAUAAAAUCAAGGAGCCAUUUAUUAAGGAUUACAGGGAGCACAACGAUGGCACAACAGUACACUUUGGAGUAAUCCUGUCUGAGGAGAACUUGCUGGCAGCCAAGCAAGAGGGUCUGAUGAAAAAGUUUAAGCCCACCACUACAAUCAGCACAAGCAACAUGCACCUAUUUGAUCCGAAAGGCGUGAUUAAGAAAUAUGACAACCCAGAACAGAUUCUCGAGUUCUUUUAUUUGAGACUAGAAUUUUAUGAGAAGAGAAAGGUGAGUUGGUUGAAAAAAAAAAAUUCCCGCAGAAAGUGCUAUUGGACAAUCUUGAAUUGGAUUUAUUGAAACUGGAUAACAAGGUCAGGUUCAUCCUCGGGGUUGUGAAAGGAGAGAUUAUUGUCAACAACAGGAAGAGAGCCGAUCUAUUCCUCGAAUUGCAGCAGAAAGGUUUCACUCCAUUUCCAAAGAAAACCAAGACAGUUGAGGUGGCAGUGGCUGGUGCUACUGAAGAUGCAGAGGAAAAUGAAGAAAACUCAGAAGUUGUCAGCAGCAAAGGUGUACGAGCCAGCGAUUAUGAGUAUCUUCUGUCAAUGGCAAUUGGAACCCUGACACUGGAGAAGGUUCAGGAGCUCUGUGCGGAUAGAGUUAAGCUCAACCAUGAAGUUGAUGAGCUUUGCAAACUUGAUAUUCUGGUGUUGCUAGUGAUCAGGCACCUCUAAUUGGUGUUGCCAGUGAUCAGGCUCCGAGUUUGACCUUGUAAAACUACAGAAAUUUGAUCCUUGGUGAAAUUGUCCUUCAUGAAAAUUUAUCAAUUACCUUGCCAAUCUAUGAAAUCAUUUCAAGUCUGAUUAGGUGUCAUUAUUUGUAAUUGAAAUUACCUUGUAAAUUCUUUUACAAA
Messenger RNA from Nelumbo nucifera (sacred lotus), 1584 nucleotides. The record is from RefSeq and is a predicted model, not a curated record. Lineage: Eukaryota; Viridiplantae; Streptophyta; Magnoliopsida; Proteales; Nelumbonaceae.